AUGGCUCCUCCUCGUCCUUACAUGUACAAUUACGGCGAUGGCCCGCAGCCAGCCCCUCCUCCACCCUACGGAUACUACCCGCCGUACCAAACCCACGUCGUCGUCACCCCUUCUCGUCAGGACCGUCGUCGCUCCUGCGCGAGGUUCGUCGUUUCCACGGCGCGCCAGUUCUCUCUCAUCAUUCCAUUCGUCAUCGUCAUCCUCAGUAUCUGGUGGUCCUUCCGGUACCAGGUGUGCCCCAGCGAUGCCGCCGUGGGACAUCCAUGCUCGUGGCUGCUAUGGUUGAGUCUACCCAUCGCUAUCGCCUCGGCUAUCUGGAGCAUCGCCAUGAUCAUUUCGGCCCGUCGCGCCCUCCAUCACAUGUCACAUGUGCCCACGCCCGUCAAUGCUGCAGUCCAGCUCAUCCUCGCCAUCGGCGCGACCGUCUGCUUCGCCCUACUCGUCUAUCACAUGGAGACCUACGACUAUUGGACUCGAUACACAGAGGGUGGAAUGGCUGCACUCCUUGCGAUGCUCUUCAUCGUCAAUUGGAUUCUAUUUGUCUGGACACUGAAAGAGAUCAAGGACGACCGACAACAGCGGCAGCAUGCAAACAGUCACAUCCCCAUAUGA
Fusarium keratoplasticum is the source of this 612-nucleotide messenger RNA. RefSeq lists its product as uncharacterized. NCBI's taxonomy places the organism in Eukaryota, Fungi, Ascomycota, Sordariomycetes, Hypocreales, Nectriaceae. The record is from RefSeq and is a predicted model, not a curated record. The transcript has 3 exons. The coding region runs from base 1 to 612 and encodes 203 amino acids.